Molecule: messenger RNA, 1657 nt
Organism: Lentinula edodes (shiitake mushroom)
Lineage: Eukaryota; Fungi; Basidiomycota; Agaricomycetes; Agaricales; Omphalotaceae
Exons: 7
Coding region: 139-1548 (469 amino acids)
Source: RefSeq, a predicted model, not a curated record
GAGCCAAGUAACCCUCAUCGGAGAUUUAUGAUAUGACCAUCUUUUGACAGUUCUGUUUGUUCUUCGUUCUCAGCUUCAUCUAGGAAUUCUGGCUGAUCGGUGAGUGCGCACAGAAUAAAUCAAGACUCAUUUGUCAAUAUGCCUUCCUCCGACGAUGGUGCUAGCGUCUCACCACUUGGACCCAUAGAUCCAGCAUCUCUAACAGAAGGAGGCUCUUCUGCUGAGAACGAGAAAGCAGCGCCUUGGAUCGUUAGGAAACUGGUUGGGUCCAUGACCGGCCGUAUUGUCAUGUCUUCGUACGAGUCCCUCCGAGCUGCAGGAACCAGUGUUAUCUGUCUUUCACCUUGGGGAGAUCAAUCUCCCUUGACGCUCCCCUGUAUACGGUUUCGGGAUAUAGCCGUGCAUACUGUGAUUGCUGCCACGGGUGGUUUUGCUGCAAUAGCCAGUCCAGUGAUGGGACCCGUCAGUGAUCUGGUGGUGUCGUCUUUUGGAGAUACGAUUUUGGUCGAACUCGGUCUUCAUGCCGGGUUCGAGCUGACAACGAAGGCUGCCAAUGAUCUUAUUAUUGAGCAUGGAAUCAAGCAUGCUAUACCGAUACAUUCCAGCCGAUUAGAAACGACUGGCGUAAAAGUCCUGCUCAUCACCCUCAAAUUCAAGCAUACAAUAGAAGAUGCUGCAUUAGGAUUUUUUCGUAGUAGUGUUCACAAAGAUGCCGAUCUUUUUGCUGUGGUGAAGGAUUAUCUGGCGGUAGAGAAAGGCUGGUUUUCCCCAUAUCUAUUUGCCAGUAGUCGCCGCCCGAUCAUUCCCAGAUCGAUGAAGCCUGAUGUCGUUUUUUGUCAUGGGCCUUUCUUGCAAGGUGACUAUCGGGUCGGGGAGACGCUGUUGAACGAAUCUGCAUCUAUAAUAAACUUUUGCCAAGGUCCCACCAUACCUGAAGCGUCCCGGGAGACUCCCAAACAGCACUCACUUUCCGACCUCAAAGACUUGAAGAUUCCAUCCCUUUCGAAUGUCUUCUCUCGUUCGCGCACACCCUCCCCGAAUCCCCAAUUAACACGUUUACCUACACCUCCUGUCCCGCGACGCAUGGUAAUAUUGGUUGUGGGCCUCAAGCCACAUCGGAAACUCUGGACAACUUCCGCACGUCCAGAAGAGAGUGUAAUCAACUAUAUUCUUCUCAAUGGUUGUCCUGCGAUAGUUGUACCUGUGAAAGUCGGCGCGCCACUCAUCGCUUGGGAUGCCUUGACGUUGGAGCAGUUGUGGGACGUGGAGAUUCCGUCGACCGAUGAUGCGCCUAGUGCCUCAGGCAAAUUUGAGGGCAUAGUAAAUGUGAUUUCCGAAUUUUUGGAUCUCUGUGUGGACUGGGGUCGGAUUGAAAUUCAGGGAGAUAGGGAUCAUGAUCUAAUGACUGGUGCUGAACAGGAUAAGGAUAAGGUUAGAAAUGCUUUACGGCUACUUGUUGCUGCUGCAACAAGAAGCAAAGAUAGCAAAGAGGUGAAAAAGGAAGUGGACGCUGACAGGGCCGGAAUUGCAAUGUGGCGAAUACCCUGAAAAGUUUACUGUACUCAUUCUGUCACAGACUCAUUUCCAGAUAAUGUUGAAAUCUGUAUGUAUAACUAUAUGGUGUACAUUGUCCAAUCCAAUUUGAGUUGUACAGAAA